Molecule: messenger RNA, 2282 nt
Organism: Glossina fuscipes
Lineage: Eukaryota; Metazoa; Arthropoda; Insecta; Diptera; Glossinidae
Gene: Ns4
Product: guanine nucleotide-binding protein-like 1
Exons: 6
Coding region: 90-1847 (585 amino acids)
Molecular function (GO): GTPase activity; GTP binding
Source: RefSeq, a predicted model, not a curated record
UGUUAUUUACUUAUUCGUGAAAAUUACUGAAAAAGUUUUAUUUGUAACUUUAACGCAAAAACUAUUACUUAUUUUGAAAAUAAGCUGAAAUGCCGCAAGCUAGACGAAAAGUACCGUUUAGUGGUAAAAAGAAGAAAGAUCAACUAUUCCAGAAAAGGCAACUGAAAGGAAACCAAAAAUAUUUAAGAGUUCAGAAUGACGUAGACGACGAUGGUGAAACGACCGAGGACACGGAACUGUCAGUGCGUAAAUUAAUGUUAAAACCGACAACAAAUAGUCAAUAUUCCGCGCGCAAUAAAAAUGCUAAUCGUUAUAACUUAUGCUUUUAUCAAGAAUCCAAGCGGGAAUUAGAACGGUUGAAGCUGGAAGGGUUAAAAACUUAUCAAUCCGCACAACCAAAGCAAAGAGAAAUGGAUGCUGCAUUUUUUGAAGGUUACGAUUUCCCAAUACGCCCGGGAUGGAGUUAUCAAAUCAGUAAAAGCAUUUUGGAUCGAAAUGAGAACAAGUAUUUUAGAGAAUACAUCAGUAAAACGCAAGAGAAGCAAAAAACGGAAAACAAAGAUUUGUCUUUGUUUGAAUUGAACUUGGAAACUUGGCGCCAACUUUGGCGCGUAUUGGAGUUGUCGGAUAUUUUAUUAAUCAUCGUCGAUGUGAGAUAUUCGGCUCUUAUGUUUCCCCCGUCACUAUAUAACUACCUAAUCAAUGACGUAGGUAAAAAGGUUAUUUUAGUUCUCAACAAAGUUGAUUUGGUAGCCCCGGAAGUAGUGAUUGCUUGGCGGCAUUAUUUUCAAACAACUUAUAGUUCAUUGCCGGUAGUGAUUUUUGCUUCAAACCCUCCCCAAAACAAAAAAGGGAAUCAACAACGACGACGCAUGAAUUAUAAGCGCAGUAUUGAAGGGGUUUAUAAUAUAUUUAAAGAAUGUGAAAAAAUCGUAAAAUCUGACUUGGAUUUAUCGGAAUGGGAACAAAAAAUUUUAGAAGACAUGCCAAUAAAUGAUUACGAAAUUUUGGAUGAAGAUAACGAAAUCGUUGUCGAAAAAACGGAAGAAGAAUUAGAGAGUGUCGACGUUUUGGAGAAAUGGGAAAAAUAUCGUAAUAAAAUAUUGACACUGGGUUGUAUUGGAUUUCCGAACGUUGGCAAAUCUUCGCUGAUUAAUGCUUUGAAAGGCCGCAAAGUAGUAAGUGUAAGUCGCACUCCUGGCCAUACCAAGCAUUUCCAAACAAUUUUUUUAACUAAAUCGGUUCGUCUCUGUGAUUGUCCUGGUUUAGUGUUCCCAUCCUCUACGUCGAAAUAUUUGCAAGUUUUAUUGGGCAGCUUUCCUAUAUCUCAAUUGCAAGUGCCUUAUCGCUCCAUUCAAUUGAUGGCUGAGCAUUUGGAUUUACCCAGAUUACUAAAAUUGCAGUUGCCUGAAGACUACGAUGAGUGGUCACCGGUCGCUAUAACAGAAGCUUGGGCAUUGAAACGUGGCUUUUUAAUUGCUAAAACAGGGCGGGCAGACCGUUAUCGUGCCGCAAAUCAUUUACUACGUUGUUGUGUUGCCGGCCAACUACAAUUAGUUUUGCAAUUCUAUCCGCCCCAAUUCAGUGAACAAAGAGAAGAGUGGCUUAAACACGCGGAUAUAGAAGAUAUUAAGAAAUAUCAAAAUUUAUCAUCUUCAGACAUUCCGGAAAGUGAGGACGCUUCUUCAAUUAAUUCGGAAAGUGCUUAUGACUCAGAGAGAACUAGUAGCUCCAAUGACGAAACUAGUGUGAAUGAUGACGACAACGACGCCGCGGAAGAGUUGGAGGACUUAGCACUUCCUUGUACAUCUCGCAAUGCAUUUGCCGUAUUGGAGAAUGAAAACUAAUGAAAAGUAUUUUUACACCCAACUCAUUAUUUAUUUCAGUUUUAUUCAAAGUGUUUUCUCAUAUACAUAAAAACAUAUCAAGAAAAUUCAUUAUCUUCAUCUAUGAAGAGAUAUUUGUCGGAAUGAUCAACCAUAUCAUCCAAAGAAAAUAGUAUUUUUAUGGCUCUAAAAUAUUGAGGAAUCAAACCAGAAAUAUAAUAUCGUAUUGUGUCCAGCAAUAUGUUGGCUAAAUUCAGUCAUUUCAUAAACGCAUUUCUCUCGAAAAAUGUGAAUAGAGUUAAUAAUAAACGUUUUACAUACGUCAUUAAACGAGAAAGAAAUUAAUAAAAUAACACAUCCACACUUCUCUGCUGCGUCGAAGAAUAUUUUAUAUAUAUAAUGCAAAAGAAGAAAUAAAUCUUACUCAAAAAAUGCGUCUCUAUUUUUACACCCAUC